AUUUUCGUAAGAAUAGACAACCGACUUUUCUCUCUUGUUUUGUGGUUUUUUGUUAUUCUACUGUUGUGUUGAUUUUAUUCUUAUUCCCUGAUGAAUCGAGUCAGAAAAUUGGUCAAAAGUGUUUUUGACACACUAAUCAAACGACCGAUUCAGAACUAUAAUGUUGAAGAACGAGCUUACAAAGCGAUCUCAGUGACUAAACGAGAAGCGGCUCCUAAACACUUGACAACACAAGAGAAAAUUUUCAAAUAUAUUGAAGAACACCCUGAGUUAAGAAACUUGACCGCCGAGAAGCCGAAAAGUCUGCUUGAAUGGCUAAAGAAGAUUCGAGUUACAUCUUAUGGUUCGCCUGACACAAACUUGAUCAAAACGGAUAAAUCGAAAUUACCAGUGAAAAGAGAGACUUUCGCAUUGCCUCAUAUGUUUGGCGAAAUCGAACCGAAAGUUAUUCCCAAAGGUAGAAUUUCAUUAACCCGAACAACCAAUCUUGUCAUGGAAUAUGCAUCAUCCAAAGUGCCCCCAAGUGCUUCCGAAAUCGCCGAAAAGUAUGACCUCCAGGAACAAGAUGCUGCUAAUUUAGUUCGACAUUUUAAAGCUUUCGAAUUGUAUCAACCUGCCUCAGAGACAGGGGACUACACUGGUUUACCUCCUUGGAAUAAAUCAGCGAAAAUGGAUUCGAUAGCGAUGAUCAACAGUUCAACUCCAAUCGAAGAGGAGCUGAAAAAGUUAGAGACAGAGAAAAAAGAAAAGGCCAAACAAAUUGAUUCGGCUUAAGUGUAAAUUACAAAGUAGAUGAAUUAUAUAAAUUGUCGUAAAUAAGAAUAAGAACCGAUUGAGGUGUAAAUAAAAAGGUUACAGAAAAUUAA
Molecule: messenger RNA, 866 nt
Organism: Panonychus citri (citrus red mite)
Lineage: Eukaryota; Metazoa; Arthropoda; Arachnida; Trombidiformes; Tetranychidae
Product: NADH dehydrogenase [ubiquinone] 1 alpha subcomplex assembly factor 4-like
Exons: 2
Coding region: 91-774 (227 amino acids)
Biological process (GO): mitochondrial respiratory chain complex I assembly
Cellular component (GO): mitochondrion
Source: RefSeq, a predicted model, not a curated record